Molecule: messenger RNA, 1713 nt
Organism: Nerophis ophidion (straightnose pipefish)
Lineage: Eukaryota; Metazoa; Chordata; Actinopteri; Syngnathiformes; Syngnathidae
Source: RefSeq, a predicted model, not a curated record
AAGGUAGAAGGAUGCAGUAGUGUAAACAACUCCAAUGAAGAAUGGCGCUAGAACUGCAAUUAACAAUUUGGCAGGUGGUCAUUUUGUGUCUUUGGUUUGAGCAAGCGCUGCAGGGUAAGUUAAGGUUGGACUGCAUGCAUAUACUUUUGGAAGCCUCCUUUAUUUUUAAUCCCAAUGGCCCACCGGUGUUUGAUGCAAACCUGAUGUUUGAGAUUGCUGAUUCCAUCAUUUUUGCAAUGGGUUGUAUACCGCAGUAUUUUUCGUUUUUUUUUUUUUUUUUUUUACCCAUCCUGCAGUUUUUCUUGGGUGGGCUGGAACUUAACCAGGACAUUAACAUUCUCCUCCUGGAUGAGGAGAUGGCAUCUAUGAGGCCUGGCCGGUCCUUCUUGACUCACAUCAAGAGCUCCAUGCAGCAGAAGAUCAACACGUUGAAGACUCAGAAGCGUCGGCCACUGACUGGGGAUCAGUUUGAGAGUUUUGUCCUAAACACGGUGGUCUCGGCCCAGCGGACCUGGCACCAGCAGGGGGUUGAGGAUCGGGAGGCCUGGGCUGAAGUGCUCCUGCAGCUUGCAAACUUCACCGUUCAUGACCUACGUGGAAGUUAUCUCUUUAAUUAUGCAUAAUUCUCCAGAGAAGAUGUGCAGUAAACACAACUGCAACACACUUGGCUCGCAUUCUUUACUUUGUGCAGCAAAGAUCCAAAAGAGCAACUGGCGAGCAGUUAGAAGGUGACACAAAACAUCUCAGCUGGUGACUAUGAUGAUAUAUCGGCGGCUGGAAGUCAGCUGUUCUUAUUAAUUCUGAUAUUGAUCCAGAGACCAGGACUUCUGAUAAUGAUCCUCCCACAUCCCGGCCCUCAUUCAGUGGCAACACAAUAGGCUCCAGCUGUGAGAUCAGCCUCUUUACUCACACACACACACACACACACACACACACACACACACACACACACACACACACACACACACACACACACACACACACACACACACACACACACACACACACACACAUUCAAAUAAACAGUACAAUGCACUUCAUGAAUAUAAUCAUUAUAUACAAAAAUAGAUAAAUAACAUUAUAUUAUAAUGUUAUUUUCAACUUUAUGCACGAGUCAUACUAGUAAUGAUUUCCACCAUAUGGAACCUCCACACUUCAAUAUCCAAUCAAAUGAAGAGAGUCCAGUGUAAUUAUGUAUUGAUUACAGCUAACUAUUGAUUUCAUCAUCUAAAGCCUCAAACAAUAAUUCAGCAUGGCGGUAAGUUAAUGACAUGAUAUUACUGCCUCAAUAUCUUUUUAAAAAUUAUUGAUUAAAUACAUACAACUUCUUUUGUGUAUCUUUUUAUGCUGUAUUUUAUAUAUUCAGUAAUUAUUUAUUAUUAGGUGUAAAUACAUAAUCAUCUAUCUAAACCAAGGGUGUCAAAUUCAUUUAGGUUGGGGGCCACAUGGAGAAAAAUCUACUCCCAAGUUAGCCGGACUGGUAAAAUCAUAGCACCAUAACUUAAAAAUAAACACAAUUUAAGAUUAUUUUCUUUGUUUAAAAACUGUAAGUUAAUAGUAUUCUACCUUGAGACUUGGACUUAGACAAAUUUUAAUGAUUCACAAGGGAUAUUGUUCCACACAGUAGCUCAGUUACAAUGAUGGAAAUUGUAAGGAUGAAAGGACAAUGCAGGUAAAAAUGGACUAAAUAUAGCGAUGUAAAACCAUACAGGU